UGCGAGACAGCCCUGGACAAGAACAUCUGGUUGUAGACUCCGCUCAUCGGCGCCAUUUCAGAUCAGUCCAUAGAGACCACAACAACUAACACUCAAAGACCUGCUGUAAUAUAUUCGGUCAAUCCCAUCUUCAGUAGACGGUUAAUUUUGAUAUCAAUUACAAGGUUCACAGUGUCUACCCUUGUCUGUGUAACUUGCACUCCUCUUCUCACUCGCUGACUCCGAUGCGGGCCAAAAUUCUCUCCCCGUCCCAAAAAGAAAUUCUCGCGAUGAAUCAUUUCUCCCCUCGUCAUCCUCCUCUCCCUCUCACCUUCUCUUCCCCAGGCUAGGGACUUGGGGUUUGACGACUUCAUCAUCAUCAUCAUCUUUUUCAUCAGAUCUGAUUGAUCUUUCAUCUUAUAAUUGCCCAUCAAUUGUUCCUCAGUCAAAAUGGCUACCCCAAUCCUCAUCUCCUACAACCCCACCUCGUCCUCCUCCGGUCUCUCCCUCUCCCAGAUCGCCUACUUCGGCCGCGUCCUCAUCAAGGUCUCCUCUCUGGCUCAAGCUGAGGAGUUCCUGCGUCAGAAUUUCCGUCUCCUCGAUGUCUACGUCGAUGCUACCGACAUCGCUUCCUCCGGUGACAUUGUCGAUAUCCUGAACGGUGGUGCCGCCAAAGUAUUCAUUUCCCUCGAUCAAUUGACCUCGCUGUCCCAAGAGCAAUCCGUUCCUUCGUCGCGACUCGUCGUGUAUACCUCCUCCGACAAUCAGGUGCAUGCCUUUCAGUCGUGGGUUGGUGAGGACGCUGAAAGAAAUGAAGCCGGAAUCUGCACCGAGUCUGCCGACGUCAAGACUCUGGCCGACAAAUUGGGCUUGAAUCUUGAGGCUCAGAACCUCUACCGCACCUACACCGCCAGCACAGUCACCGAGGACGCCGUGAAGGAAACAUUGAAGCAGGGUGCCGUCAGCAUUGUCUCUGCCGACGCCCUCACCCUCGAUCACAAGAAUCCCAACGGCAAGAUCGCCGCCGGCGCACUGGUUGCCGCUCGUGCUGUUGCUGACCAGAGCAACGGUCUGUACGCGACUUCGGUGACUGAUGAGCGGGGAGUAUGUCUGGGCCUUGUCUGGAGCAGCGAUGAAAGUAUCGCCGAGGCUCUCCGCACUGGCACCGGUGUCUACCAGAGCCGGAAGCGGGGUCUGUGGUACAAGGGUCAGUCCAGCGGUGACGUGCAGGAGCUGAUCCGCCUGGGCUUUGACUGCGACAGCGACUGCCUGGUCUUUGUUGUCAAGCAGAUUGGCCGCGGCUUCUGUCACCUGGGUACCGCCAGCUGCUUCGGCCCUUACAAUGGCCUUGCGCGUCUGCAAAAGACGCUUCAAGCCCGCAAAGCCGAUGCGCCGGCCGGUUCCUACACCGCCAGACUGUUCAAUGAACCCAAGCUGACCCAGGCAAAGAUCAUGGAGGAGGCUGACGAGCUGUGCCGCGCCACCACCAAGGAAGAGAUCGCUUUUGAGGCUGCCGAUCUACUCUACUUUGCCCUGACUCGCUGCGUGGCUGCGGGUGUCAGCUUGGAAGAUAUCGAACGUAACCUGGAUCUGAAGAGUCUCAAGGUCAAGAGAAGAAAGGGCGAUGCCAAGGGUCCGUGGGCAGAGAAGGCUGGUCUGACUCCUGCCGCAGCCGAAACGAAGCCCGCCGCUCCAGCAGCUCCAGCUAAGGAAGAAGCCGAGAAGGAUGACUCUCGCAUGGAGAUGACGCGUGUGGUCACCGCAUCCACCCCUAUGGACAAGGUCAAGGAGUACCUCAAGCGUCCUUCUCAAAAGUCCAACGAGGCCAUCGUGGGUCUCGUUCGACCCAUCAUCCAGGAUGUGCGGGAGGGCGGCGAUGCAGCUGUGCUCAAGUAUACCCACAAGUUUGAAAAGGCGACUUCCCUGACGUCUCCCGUAAUCCGCGCCCCUUUCCCCCCGGAACUGAUGAAGCUGUCGCCUGAGACCCAGGAAGCUAUCGAUGUCAGCAUCGCCAAUAUCAAAAAAUUCCACUCCGCCCAGAAGGAUACCAAUGACGUCCUCCAGGUGGAGACGAUGCCCGGUGUCGUCUGCUCCCGCUUUUCUCGUCCCAUCGAGCGUGUUGGUCUGUACGUCCCCGGUGGCACCGCCGUACUGCCGUCCACCGCCAUGAUGCUUGGUGUUCCCGCCAUGGUUGCCGGUUGCCAGAAGAUUGUCUUGGCUUCUCCUCCCCGGGCCGACGGCAGCAUCUCUCCCGAGAUUGUCUACGUCGCCCACAAAGUGGGAGCCGAGAGCAUUGUCCUCGCCGGUGGUGCGCAGGCCGUGGCCGCCAUGGCUUACGGAACGGAGAGUAUCAGCAAAGUGGACAAGAUCUUGGGUCCCGGUAACCAGUUCGUGACGGCAGCCAAGAUGCUGGUUUCCAACGACACCUCGGCCGGUGUCAGCAUCGAUAUGCCCGCCGGACCUAGCGAGGUGUUGGUCAUCGCAGACAAGGACGCCAACCCGGCCUUUGUCGCUUCAGAUCUGCUGAGCCAAGCUGAGCACGGCGUUGAUUCGCAGGUGAUUCUGAUCGCUGUCGACCUGAACGAGAGCCAACUCCAGGCCAUCGAGGACGAGGUCGAUGCUCAAGCCCGGGCCCUGCCCCGGAUGGACAUUGUGCGAGGAUCUCUGGCCCACUCGGUGACCUUCGUGGUGCGUGACAUUGAUGAGGCCAUGGCGCUCAGCAACGAAUACGCGCCGGAGCAUCUGAUUCUGCAGGUCCAGAACGCAGAGUCGGUGGUGGAGAAGGUCGUCAACGCCGGCAGUGUUUUCAUCGGACAGUGGACCCCUGAGAGCGUUGGUGAUUAUUCUGCGGGUGUCAACCACUCUUUGCCAACCUACGGCUACGCCAAGCAGUACUCUGGAGUCAACCUGGGCUCGUUCCUCAAGCACAUCACCAGCUCGAACUUGACGGCAGAGGGAUUGCUGGGAUUGUCUCGCACGGUGGAGCAGUUGGCUGCCGUUGAGGGAUUGGACGCGCACAAGCGGGCCGUGAGCAUCAGAGUCGCGGCGAUGAAGAAGAAUCAGGCGUGA
Messenger RNA from Aspergillus novofumigatus IBT 16806, 3048 nucleotides. RefSeq names its product histidine biosynthesis protein HIS4. Gene Ontology annotation, molecular function: phosphoribosyl-ATP diphosphatase activity; phosphoribosyl-AMP cyclohydrolase activity; metal ion binding. Gene Ontology annotation, cellular component: cytoplasm. The transcript is spliced from 2 exons. The record is from RefSeq and is a predicted model, not a curated record. Gene Ontology annotation, biological process: L-histidine biosynthetic process. NCBI's taxonomy places the organism in Eukaryota, Fungi, Ascomycota, Eurotiomycetes, Eurotiales, Aspergillaceae. The coding region runs from base 430 to 3048 and encodes 872 amino acids.